This is a messenger RNA of Tuber aestivum (summer truffle), 2789 nucleotides long. The record is from the annotation of a GenBank genome assembly. Lineage: Eukaryota; Fungi; Ascomycota; Pezizomycetes; Pezizales; Tuberaceae.
CUUCUCUUGGAGAUGCUUCUCUUGUCACAGAGUCUUGAGAUUUUACCGCUGCAGCUCGAUAGACAGCGUUUGGCGGACACACCUUUUCCACGGACGCUUGUUAGAAGUUUUUCGUUGUCCCAGAGCGUAUGCGUAAGGUUUUCUCAUAAUUUUUGCCUGCAACUGAUGCUCGUUGGCAUGGAAUAGUGCCGGUUCGGAGUUCAUGCCUGUGAGCCACCCAAGGAGCCUGUAGGGUAGACCAUAUCCUUGGUAACUGGUCUAGUUGUACCUGGCUAUAAUAUACCCGCUCGAUCUGCAUCUACUCAGGUAGCACCACUUGGGAAAUUGGCUUGCCAUGUCCUACCUGGGAAACGCGCUUUCACGGGACGCAUCAUCCACGGAUAAGGGGAUUGGGGAGGAACAACUUGUAUAUUAUGGGUGGUCUUCUGCCGCCUUGAACCACUUUAAUUCCUCUCGAGUCUUCGUCCUAGGGCUGCCCCUCCUCGACAACCCAUCAAUCUUGGAUUUGACGGAGAACCAAGACCACAGCCACGGAAAUCUGUGACAUUGCUUUAUUUUUGAAUACCCUCCAUUUCACUGGGCUCCUUGAACAUUCCAUCUCACAAUGUUCUCGAGGGAUGCUCUUUUCAGUAUUUUGACUGUGUGCAUUGCACGUAUGUUGGUUGGUUUCCUCCGAUUAUGGAAUAUCGCUGACAUUGUUGUUGUGGAGUAUCGGGAUUUGCUUCGGCCCAGUCUGCCUCCCCAAACAGCACCUCGACCUCAACCGCCGCGACCGCUGACCCAACCUCUGCCCUCGCCAAUCUUGGUGAAUUUGACUACAUUGUUGUUGGAAGUGGAGCUGCAGGUCUCGUCGGUGUGUACCCCGGACUGUCAGCGCAUUCCCGAAGAAUUCCCCACUAACCAUAUGCAGCUGCCGAUCGCCUCUCGGAGACCGGUAAAAAGAUUCUUCUCAUUGAGAGGGGGCCCCCGUCGACUUAUGCUACCGGCGGCACCCUUGGGCCAGCUUGGCUCAACGGAAAUCGUCUCACCCGUUUCGACGUGCCCGGUCUUUGCAAUCAGAUCUGGGUUGACUCUGCAGGAAUCAGGUGUAACGAUAUUGACCAGAUGGCUGGCUGUGUUCUCGGCGGCGGUACAGCUGUUAACGCUGGUGUCUUCCUCAAGCCUCCAUACUUCGACUGGGAUUUAAACUUCCCGACCGGUUGGAAGUCGGGUGAUAUGAAUUCCGUGACCGAUAAGGUCUUCGCCAGAAUCCCGUCCACCGAUAACCCGUCCUCGGACGGUGUCCGUUACCUCCAGGAACCAUAUAACCUUGUUACCAAGGCACUCUCCGCCGUUGGGUUCACCUCUGUCACAGCUAAUGACCUUCCCGACGAGAAGAACCGCACUUUUUCCCACACCCCGUUCAUGUAUUCGGGUGGUGAGCGCGGCGGUCCAUUGGCAACAUACCUGGAGACCGCUAGGGCGCGUUCAAACUUCCAUAUUGUCACCAACACCACCGUGCGCAGGGUUAUCCGCAAAGGGGGGCACGUCAAUGGUGUUGAGGUUGUCGCCACCGCCUCGGACGGCAAGACUGGUCUCUACUAUGUUACCCCAGGCACGGGGAGGGUCAUCCUUGCUGCCGGUGCCUUCGGAUCAUCAAAGAUCCUGCUCCGCAGCGGCAUUGGUCCACAAGAUCAGCUCGAGGUUGUUAGGGCGAGCGCGACUGACGGUUCCACAAUGAUCGACUCCGCUAAAUGGAUCAAGCUCCCUGUGGGCUACAACCUCCUCGACCACGCAAACACCGACGUUGUCAUAAGCCACCCUAGCGUGAAGAACUACGACUUUUACACAGCCUACAACAACCCCAUACCCGCCGACCGGGACCUCUACCUGAAUAAUAGAGCUGGCAUCCUCGCUACCGCCGCGCCUGGUCCAAAUACCAUGUUUUGGGAGUCCGUGGUCCCGUCCGACGGCCUUCCCCGCCAACUCCAAUGGACCGUGCGUGCCGAGGGUUCCCACAAUGAGACCGGGAGCACAGUGGUCACGCUGAGCCAGUACCUAGGCACGGGCACCAAGUCCCGCGGACGCAUGACCAUCUUCCCAAACUUGGACAUGGCCAUCACGGGGAACCCGUUCUUGACCGAUGCUAGCGAUACCGAAGCCGUAAUCCUGGGCGUCCAAUCAUUCCUGGAUGCUGCUUCGACAGAUGACAGCAUCACCAUCCUGCACCCUGCUCCUGGUCUCACGGCAACAGAGUACGUCAACACCUACAACGGUCCCCGGGGGACCAAUCACUGGAUCGGAACUAGCAAGAUGGGAACCGAUGAUGGAACGAAGGGCAACGGAACGACCGGGUCCGUUGUUGAUACUAAUACGAAAGUCUAUGGCACCAACAACUUGGUAACCACCCCCCGACCAAUACACAAUUACUUGCGUGCCGCGAAGCUAACUGCAGGCAAUAGUUCGUAAUCGACGCAUCAAUUUUCCCGGGGCAUAUUACGACAAACCCAACUGCGGCGAUCAUGAUUAUGGCCGAAAAGGCCGUUGAGAAUAUCCUGGCACUGCCUGCUGGUGCUGGUACUCGGGUAUUUACCCCCCCCCCCCCCGCCGCUGUAGUUAUUCGAAAGGACAUGGCUCACGAAAACAGUACUAAAAAUGCAGCGGCGCAAACCGGACCAGAGCGAAAACCUCUGCGAGUCUGUGGGUGUGUACUGACUGGCCUUGGCCCGGGCAUCCUCCAGCACUCGUAACCUUUUCUCUCCGGGGAGGACCAGAUAAUUUGUAUUCUAGCAAUGUAUAGUUUAUUUUGC